GGUUAUUCCCUUUGUUCCAAUAACACUUAUAGUUUUUUCGAGAUUAAAGACUAUCGGUGCAUAUAACUAAAUAUUAGUAAAGUUGAUAUGGAAGAAGCGAAACACAAAAUCCCCCAAAAGAAAAACCCGAAGGAAACAGAGAGAGUGUUGAGGACAGAGGGGAAAAUGGAGGGAGUAGAAGGACAGGGCUCAAAUCGUUACACUCUACAACCAAGUCGAUUAGCAAGCGAAGACAUACUAUUGUGUGUAGAUGUAGACAGCGAAUCACUGGUUGAAAUGAAGGUUUCGGUUGCGGGUGGGCGACCUUAUAGCAGAUUAGACUCCAUUAAGCAAGCCAUCAUUCUCUUUAUCAACGCUAAGCUUACCAUUAACCCAGAUCACCGUUUCGCUUUUGCUGCUCUUGGCAAAUCCGCUUUUUGGGUGGCUGUAGAAUUGAAUUGGAAUCAUCUUCUCAAUUUUCUAUUCGUGAAGGUUCGGAAAGAGUUUACUAGUGACAUUGACUCGGCAAUUUCUGCAUGUCGGGGUAUCACAGCAGUCGAUUCACCUUGUGGCCAUGCAGACCUUACUCAACUAUUUCGGGUGGCAGCUCAUGAAGCCAAAAAGUCACGUGCACAAAAUCGGAUACUCAGGGUGAUACUUCUAUAUUGUAGGUCAUCUAUACCACCACAGCAUCAAUGGCCUGCUACCCAAAAACUCUUCACUUUGGACGUAGUUUACCUUCAUGACAAGCCUGGACCUGACAAUUGCCCUCAAAAGGUGUAUGAUGCCCUCGUGGAGGCCCUUGAACAUGUCAGCGAAUAUGAAGGUUACAUAUUUGAGAGUGGUCAGGGGCUUACUCGUGUCUUGUUCCGUCAUAUGUGUACACUCUUGUCCCACCCGCAGCAACGUUGCGUGCAAGAUGACCUUGACAUUCCCAGGUCUCUUACAAAGAAGUCAGUUACGGUUGACUCAGCUCCAGCUGAUGAAAAUGCUGCUCUCUAACCAAUGAUACGUAUUGUAAACAAAUCAAAGCAACUCUCCCUGGUUGUGUUGUUUUUCGUCCUUCUUGUUCUAGUGUUCUGUGGAGGACUAAUCUGGACAGGGUACUCUGGUCAACUAUGUAACCCCCC
This is a messenger RNA of Nicotiana tabacum (common tobacco), 1109 nucleotides long. RefSeq lists its product as uncharacterized. Lineage: Eukaryota; Viridiplantae; Streptophyta; Magnoliopsida; Solanales; Solanaceae. Gene Ontology annotation, cellular component: BRCA1-A complex; BRISC complex. Gene Ontology annotation, biological process: positive regulation of DNA repair. The record is from RefSeq and is a predicted model, not a curated record.